UUUGUCCCUUCCUCCACCUCCUCGGCGUGUUUUAUGUAUCCAUUCUUUAAAACAGAACAUCUAAUAUAACCGUUAACCACCGACCUGUAAUUGCAAAUUUUACCCAUUUUUCACCUCGAAUUUCGGCUUCUACCAAGCACUGUCACAUUUUGCUGGAGUGACACGGACAGAAUUCGUCGUGACAUUUUAUCUCAUAGCUGUUGAAACACCAUGUCUAUUGUAUACAGCAGAUAGCAGAUACUAUGAUAUAAACUACAAAGUCUAUUUUACAUUUGUUAAAACAGUAUCUGCAGAAAAGAAGCAAAUUCCAAGAUAACACCAAAAUCUUUUUGAAGACUAUUUUUUGAAUUGUUUUACAAUUUUUUUGUCUUUCUGCCAUUCCUUCCUUCCUCUAAAGUCUUUAUUUUUGGGAAUAUCUGUAUGGUCCCAUACAAUUUGAUAUCCCUGCCACUUCUUUCUCCCUUGUGUCAUUGUUAUGUGUCUUAUAAACACAUUGGAGCUGCUGGGAUUCAUAAACACAGUCCUUAGUGUCCUUAGCAUUCAUUGAUGCAGUCAAUGUUGCCAUUAGUAUUCACUAACACAGUCGAUGGUGUCAUUAAUGUUCACUGCUAUUGUUAGUAUCCACAGAUACAGUCAUCAGUCUCAUUAGUAUUCACUUACAUAGUCUUUGGUAUUGCUGGUAUGCACUGACAGUCUUAAGUCUAGAAAUAUGGCAGGCAAGAAAGAGACUGCUGCAGAGAAAGGCGGCAAGGCUGACCUAUUGGAUUUGGCCAGAUCUGAGGAACUGCCUCAAAGCUCUGAGAUCAACAGCAAUGAACUGUCCAAUUCCUCAAAAAGCAAGGUGGUCAGGCCGAUGGACAUUGAUAUCCAGAAUGAAAGCAGCUACUACAAUACGUUACUUGGCGCACACAGAAACAAUGGUGCCAGAUGCAAGACCAAAAAACUCAAACAGACUCAGUUAAUAUGCACAAAAAAGGGGCUCUCUAUAGCCAUGCUUGAUAAUAAUUCCCAGUUUGGCAAGGACCCUAAUAUAACCCUCCAUUUCACCGACAACAAUUUGGCCAAUGAUAAUUCUGUAUGCAACACUCAGGAGAACGCCAAUACAUCUCUCAGAGCUAACAACUGCCAACCAAAACUCUUAAUGCAAUCUUCAUCUUUAGACAACCGAGAUAGUGACAAACCAGUCGACACAAACAUUUCAGAAUGGUUCGUGUGUUUCAUCUGUAAUACUCCCAAAAAUUCAGCUGAAGAACUUCAAAUCCACAUCAAUAAAGAUCAUUUCGAUUCUCGUUCAGAAGAAAAACGGCAAGACGACAAUUUCACAACUUGCUUUCUCUGCAAACGGCAGCUAAAUUCUGUUCCAGAACUUCAAGUACAUAUCAAUCGAGACCAUUUUGAUUCUCCAGUAAAACCGAUUGGAACCGAUAUUUCAGAGGCAAUUGCUACAAAAGUGGCUGACAAAGACAACAAACUUGUUUGUAUUGAUUCAGAGUUUGGACAUUUUGCUUUAACCAAAGAUGAGCAGAAUGACAGAUUGAUUGCAGAGAUGCUUCAGAAAGAAUUUGAUGAAGAAAUUGAAUUUCGGAAAUUGCAGGACAUGUAUGGUAUGACAGAGAGAGGUAAUUACAAGAAGCAGUUCCAUUCGAACCUCAGCCAGGCUGUACAGAGAGGGCAGAUCAGUAGCUACGAAUAUCACAUGUAUACAUCACAGAUGUCCGAGUCUCAGUUGACAGGCAUUGAUGAUGGAGUUUCUUGCACUAAAGGGAUCAUCGUAGCAUUACGGGAAUAUUACAAGCAACACAGCAAAAACAAAGAUGUUUGGUUAUGCUCAGAUGUCGACCAUUAUGGAGGUUCGUUUGGAGAUACUGGAUGGGGAUGCGGAUACCGAAAUCUGCAGAUGAUGCUUUCCAGCCUGGUCAAAGAGCCCGUUUAUGAGAACUUGCUCUCCGAUGACUACAAAUCAAAGAAUGGUCUGGUGGCAUCGAUAAAACGGUUGCAACAGCUGAUUGAAAGGGCUUGGCAGCAUGGGUUUGACCAGCAAGGGGCUGAACAAUUGGGCAAUAAACUGGUGGACACAAGGAAAUGGAUUGGAGCCACAGAAAUUGUUGCUAUGCUGUCUUCAUUGAAGUUCAAGUGCCGUUUGAUAGAUAUCCAUUCUCCAACUGGACAGCCAGAGACACACCCUAGAAUGUUCCAAUGGAUUCGAGAUUUCUUCAAAAGGAAGGAUUACCACGAGUUUCGCUCCCCUCUCUACUUACAGUAUCAAGGUCAUAGUCAGACAGUGAUAGGGGUUGAGACUUCUCGACAGACAGGUGCCAUUACAUUAUUGAUAUUGGACCCGGCCAGUAGUAAGUCCCACAUGAAGAAACUCAAAGCCCAGACGACGCCAGCCUUGAUGCAGCCCCUACGCAAAUACUUAAGCAACAUGACUAAAGACCAAUACCAGAUUGUCGCAGUCAUUGGAACCCUCAGUGACCAAGAAUGGCACGCUAGCAAGACUUUAAAAUCCGAGAAACUCACUUGAAAUUAUACAUUGACCAUCACGACUACCACCACCACCAAAAACCACCACCACCUCCUCUAACACCAGCCAACACCAAUGUCACUAUGGCUAAUAACUGCUAAAACCACCACCACCACCACCGACCUCCAACACCUUGUUAUUGUUUUUGUUAUGUUUUCCUUAUUAUUAUUAUUAUUGUUGUUGUUUGUUUGUUUGUUUUUGACAACUUCUGCCUCUGCACACCGAAUCUACAACUUUCCACCUAUUUGCCUUCUCUUCGAUGUCCGUCACUCAACACAAAUAUAAAAUGGAUGGAACGAACUUAACAUAAUGAAAUAAAACUGAAAUAAAACAUAUGGUUAAUUUAUUUUGUAUCUCUAUUUGCUGAACAUUAGCGUCAGCAACCGUUCGUUCCAAUGGAACUAAUCACUGGUCUGGUUGACUGUUGUUUUCAAUAUAUGCCGAAAGUUACAAGGGAGUGUCUGUAGCUCGGUGCAGAACAAAUAUCAACAGGAGACUUCAU
Messenger RNA from Octopus sinensis (East Asian common octopus), 3026 nucleotides. RefSeq names its product zinc finger-containing ubiquitin peptidase 1-like. Bases 710 to 2524 code for a protein of 604 amino acids. The record is from RefSeq and is a predicted model, not a curated record. The transcript is spliced from 9 exons. Lineage: Eukaryota; Metazoa; Mollusca; Cephalopoda; Octopoda; Octopodidae.